AUGCGCCGGUGCUUCCUGCGGGACGCCGCGGUGGACAGGCGGCGGCUGAAGGGAGACGACGCCGUGCGCGCCGCAAUCAUAAACGGCGUGCGAGCCCCCAAGGGCCGGUAUCCCUGGAUGGUCUCUCUGCGAUACAACGAUGAAUUUGGAGAGCACUUUUGCGGCGCCUCCCUGAUCAGUCCCAACUUUGUGCUCACGGCUGCGCACUGCCUGCUUGAAGAGGACGGCUCGGAUGCUUCUUCUGAUCGAUUCUUCCCCGAGGUCCGGAUCGGCGGGUGGGAGAUGUACGGGGGGCAGUACGAGUCGCGGUACGCCUGGUACGUCUACACACACGAAGCAUUCGACCCCGACACAAACAACAACGACAUCGCCGUCAUCAUGCUGGACCGUCCAUCCAAGAAAAAGCCCAUCAAAAUGGUGCCCACCAAGCCCAACCCGCCAGUCAAGCCUGGCUCUCUGCUGUAUGCCAUCGGCUGGGGCCAGACCAGCAACAACGAGGAUGCGGCGGGACCCAGCCACCUGCAACAAGUGAGCCUGGACCUUCUGUCCCAGAACGCAUGCGCGGAUACCUUUGGUGAAUACCGAGACGAUUGGAAGCGCACCAGCCUGAUGUGCGCCGGCUCCAGCUGGCGCAAGAAAGACACCUGUUCAGGCGACUCGGGCGGGCCGCUGUUUGUGAAGGGCCGGAACGCCACGAUGGACCGCCUUGUGGGCCUGACAUCCUAUGGCGUCGGCGACUGCGCUGAAAACCCGGGCGUGUCGGCGGCGGGAGCCCCCUUGGUGGCGGCUGGGCGCAAGUGGAUCACGCUGCUGGGGCGCAAUGGCUGUACCUUGCGCGGGCAGCUCAGCGGCAACCUGUGCACCGAGCGCUCCAGGGCACUCACGCUGCUGUCUGCCGGGCUGGGCGUGCGGUCGACGUGGAGGCUGGCGCUGGCUUCCGGCCUGGCUGGGCCUGGCGGGGAGCUGGUGGGCAAGCCCGUCACCCUGCAGCUCACUGGCCGCGCCACCGGCUGCCCGGCGGAGAGCUACCUGAGCGGUGCGGCUGCCUGCGACAACACUUCUGCCUACACCUCGCUGCGGCAGUCCUGGGUGCUGGAGUCGGCGGGUGGCGACACCAGCUUCUACCUGCGCUCCAGCGCGAGAGGCGCAUGCGGCGCAAAGUACCUGGGAGCGCUGGUGGCGUGCGGCGCAGCGGGGGACGACCCCCGCCUGGGCCUCUACCCCAAGGCCAGCCCACCAGACUCCUCGGUCCAGCUGGCCCAGGCCGCCCAAGCCCCCUUCGCCGCGGCCGCCGCCACCCUCGCCACGGCCACCCAGGCCCCCGCCACCAAACCCGCGGCCCCCACCCCUGUGCCCAAGAGCGAGGUGUGCCAGAACGAAAGCGCCAACCCCCCGUACGGGCCGCUGGAGUGCUGCUGGGGGCUGAAGUGCGUGCUAGAUAUCAAGAGAGUCGCCAAGCGGUGUGCCUCGCCGCCGCUGCCGCCUGCCAUCCUCGACAUCUCUGCCAACCCCCAGGGUCCCCUUGCGUAUACGCUGGUGGUGACCCUGGAGCCCACUGCCGACGCCGGCGGGACAGACAUCGGCAUUUUCCAGUACCUUGCCACCUACGAAAUCCUCGACUCUGACCUCCCGGGCGGCCUGUCACGGGUAUCCGGAAAUGCCAGCCUGCUUCAGCUCACAUUCCCGGACAUCCCUUGCGGCUCCACAGUCAAUGUCACGGCCAUCUCCAUACAGGGCUCCUUCCCUUUCACCAGGUCUGAGUACCCAUCCGUCGCCCUAGCUUCCACCCCCGCCUGGUGA
Chlorella variabilis is the source of this 1800-nucleotide messenger RNA. RefSeq lists its product as hypothetical. The record is from RefSeq and is a predicted model, not a curated record. Gene Ontology annotation, biological process: proteolysis. The transcript is spliced from 20 exons. The coding region runs from base 1 to 1800 and encodes 599 amino acids. Gene Ontology annotation, molecular function: serine-type endopeptidase activity. NCBI's taxonomy places the organism in Eukaryota, Viridiplantae, Chlorophyta, Trebouxiophyceae, Chlorellales, Chlorellaceae.